This is a messenger RNA of Dimorphilus gyrociliatus, 1724 nucleotides long. The record is from the annotation of a GenBank genome assembly. NCBI's taxonomy places the organism in Eukaryota, Metazoa, Annelida, Polychaeta, Dinophilidae.
AGACUGGUUACCAGCUCAGUCUGGUUUCGGGAACUUUCGAUCAUUUUAGAUUUUGUUUGUGAUUAAAACUAAGCCAUUAGGAAUUGUAAGAAUAUAGAAUUCAGUUAAAGGUAAAUAAAGAAUUCUUAUUUAUAAGAAUGAUUGUAUAAUGAAGAUUAGUUUUUUUGUUACAUAAUCUGGAAAAAUUAUUUUAUUAAUUUUAUAGAUGUCGUUGACAAUUCAUAAAUAAAACAUAUUAAAAAUUGAGCUAAUGUAAUUAAUAAUGCUCACUCAAAGAAAUAGAACGUCAUAUAUAUCUUACUAUAUCAGGCAAUAAAGAUUUUCAAACUAUGACGUAAAAGAAACUAGCAAGUUAGGAUAAUGGAUUUCGAAACAAAAUCGAUUGUUUUUGUUAGUCGCUAGCAUUUAUGUUCUUUAUAUUACCAUUAAAAAAAUCUGCAAUUAGAACAGUUAAAAAUUCAAUCAUAUGUUCUAGAUUUUAGUAGAGUUUCGUUAAACGACCUGGUGUUGAAUACAAAUCAGUAAUACUGUGAACAAAAACCUUUUGGCUACAAAACACGUGGUACAAGUUUUCCCAUAGUCAGAAAAUUUAUUGUCCCAGAUCUUUAACUCAAAUCUAAGUCUACCUUGACCUUAAUGUUAUGAAUCAGUAUUUGAACUGAAUGCAAGUACAGUUUGAGAAUCUUAUACGCCUUAGGGCUAUUAAUACAUGCUUGUUGCACAUAAAACAUCAACGUUGUUUUUAACUUAAUUUAUUGCAUGAUGUUGAAUAAAGGAAAAAGUUUGUCCCUUCUCCCCCGAGCGAUAAAGAGAGAAAAUUAAUGAAUGUAAAAUGGGAGCAUCUUGCCGCUGGAGUAAGUGGUGGAGUGUUAUCAACUCUUGUCUUGCAUCCUUUAGAUCUCAUAAAAAUACGAUUUCAAGUUGAUGAAGGAUGGUCUACAUUACAACGACCCCAAUAUAGAGGAAUUUUACAUGCAAUAACUUCAAUUGCCAGGCAAGAGGGAUUGAGUGGACUAUACAAGGGAGUAACUCCAAAUGUUUGGGGUGCAGGAUCCAGCUGGGGAUUAUAUUUUUUAUUUUAUAACUCCUUCAAAUCACACCUUAUGGAAAAGAACCAAGUUCAAACUCUCUCCGCUCCAUCUCAUAUGCUAAUUGCCAGCGAAGCUGGCUCAUUAACCUUACUUCUGACAAAUCCAAUAUGGGUUGCAAAAACUCGUUUGUGUUUGCAAUACGAUGCUCUCGCAAGACCAACGAUGGGAGAAAAUAAACAUACUAAAUUUAUACAGUAUAGGGGAUUGUUCGAUUGCGUAAAAAAAAUUUACAAACACGAAGGUGUUAAAGGCCUCUACAGAGGCCUGAUACCUGGUUUAUUUGGUGUUUCUCAUGGUGCUCUUCAGUUUAUGGCUUAUGAAGAAUUGAAAAAAUUUUAUAAUAAACAAAAAAAUGCCCCUCCCGAUGCAAAAUUUACUUCUGUAGAAUAUCUAACUUUUGCCGCUCUUUCCAAAAUCUUCGCUGCAUCUACUACCUAUCCAUAUCAAGUCGUGAGGGCAAGAUUACAGGAUCAACACAGGGAAUAUGCUGGAGUUAUGGAUGUUAUUAGACAAACCUAUAAGUUGGAAGGUUUACGAGGCUUCUUCAAGGGACUAUCACCUUAUUUGUUACACGUUACUCCUAAUAUUUGCAUUGUGUUUCUUGUUUACGAAAAAGUAACAAGCAGGAAAUGA